AGGUGGCGCGAACACACUUUACUCUACUCACACUCCAACCCUGCAGGUGGCGCGAACACACUUUACUCUACUCACACUCCAACCCUGCAGGUGGCGCGAACACACUUUACUCUACUCACACUCCAACCCUGCAGGUGGCGCUAACACACUUUACUCUACUCACACUCCAACCCUGCAGGUGGCGCGAACACACUUUACUCUACUCACACUCCAACCCUGCAGGUGGCGCGAACACACUUUUACUCCCGAUGUCACCAUCGGAAAAAGCAGAAGAAGAAUGACAUGGGUUCUGGUUUAGCGGUGAGUGUGUAGUUAACCCGGUGUAAAGUGUACAGAUUAACGCGCUGUGUGUUUAAUAUUAUGAGUUUUAACAACAUGGCGGAUCCGCGGAGACACAACAAGAUCUUCCGCUACAAGCCCCCCAGCAGUGACUCUAAUCCCACUCUGGAAGAUCCGACUCCUGACUACAUGAACCUCCUGGGUAUGAUCUUCAGUAUGUGUGGACUCAUGCUCAAGUUGAAGUGGUGUGCGUGGAUCGCAGUGUACUGCUCCUUUAUCAGUUUCGCAAACUCUCGCAGCUCAGAGGACACCAAACAAAUGAUGAGCAGCUUCAUGCUCUCUAUAUCAGCGGUAGUGAUGUCAUAUCUGCAGAACCCUCAGCCCAUGUCACCGCCAUGGUAACCAAGGUCAUGACCCCCAGGGGUCAAGAGGAUCAAACACAAAUCCUGCUUCUGAUCAUUCAACAAGCUCCUCCCUCUCUCUCCUGAUUGGCUGAGAGCUGAUCAUACUGUAGAUGGUAUGAAUGCCUGUGUGUGUGUGUGGGAACACUAUUAAUAUAAAAUAAAGAGGAGUUUUUAUGAACUUA
Molecule: messenger RNA, 865 nt
Organism: Ictalurus furcatus (blue catfish)
Lineage: Eukaryota; Metazoa; Chordata; Actinopteri; Siluriformes; Ictaluridae
Gene: wdr83os
Product: WD repeat domain 83 opposite strand
Exons: 4
Coding region: 361-681 (106 amino acids)
Biological process (GO): protein insertion into ER membrane
Cellular component (GO): endoplasmic reticulum membrane
Molecular function (GO): protein folding chaperone
Source: RefSeq, a predicted model, not a curated record